AUGGGUGCAAACUAUUUGUUUAUGUUGUUGUGCUUUUUAGUUUGGACUGCAGAUGCAAAAUUUGAGGUUAAGCCUUUCAAUGUGAAAGACUAUGGUGCAAUUGCAAAUGGAAAGAUGGAUAACAGUGCGGCAUUUUUGAAAGCAUGGAGUGAUGCAUGCAAAUGGGAUGGACAUGCAUCAAUUUUGAUCCCAAAAGGAACCUACAUGCUCAACCCAGUCAUAUUUGUUGGUCCAUGCAAGGGUCGGACGACCUUUGAAAUAGAGGGAAUUUUAAAAGCUCCAACUGAUCGAUCUUUGUACCCUAAUCUCGAUAAGUGGAUAAAUUUCAGAUAUAUCGACCAACUUAGGGUGACUGGAGGUGGCAUAUUGGAUGGUCAAGGAUCUUCUGCUUGGCCACCCAAAGGUAGCCGUAACAAUCCACGAUGGCCAACUCGUCCUGUGACAAUGUUAUUUGAUUUCAUCACCAACGGUCAUGUCGAUAACUUGCAUUCAAUUAACAGCAAAGGUGGCCAUUUCAUUGUAUUUGGGAGUCAAAACAUGAGCUUCACAAAUCUAAAAUUAUUAGCCCCCGGCGAUAGCGCUAACACAGACGGUAUCAAAAUCGGUGCGUCAAAUGGCAUAAAUAUCACGAGUUCAAUUAUUGGCACUGGCGAUGACUGUGUUGCUAUGAUUUCUGGCACAAGAAAGGUCCGAAUUGAAGAUGUUUAUUGUGGUCCUGGUCAUGGAAUUAGUGUUGGAAGCCUUGGUAAGAAUGAUUGGGAAGAAGAUGUGCGAGACAUAUUUGUGAAGAAUUGUACAUUUAAUGGUACUAGUGAUGGUCUUAGAAUCAAAACAUGGGCUGCUCCUUUGAAAAAAACUUUGAUGGCUUCUAAUUUUGUCUAUGAAGACAUUAUUAUGCAUAAUGUUGGCCAUCCCAUUAACAUUGAUCAAGAAUAUUGUCCAUAUCCUCCUUGCGGAAAGGUGGCUUCACACGUGCAAAUCAGCAAUGUGAGAUACAAAAAUAUUCAAGGAAGUGGCAAUACUGAAAUUGCAGUGAGCUUUAAAUGCAGUAAAGUUAAGCCAUGCCAAAACAUAACUGUGGACAACAUUGAUUUGUGGAGUUAUGGUCGCAAAACAAAUAUAGUCAAUAUGUGUUCCCAUGCCCAUGGUACAUCUUAUGGCAAACAGAUUCCCCCAUCCUGCAUAUAG
This is a messenger RNA of Gastrolobium bilobum, 1188 nucleotides long. RefSeq names its product exopolygalacturonase-like. The transcript has 4 exons. The record is from RefSeq and is a predicted model, not a curated record. NCBI's taxonomy places the organism in Eukaryota, Viridiplantae, Streptophyta, Magnoliopsida, Fabales, Fabaceae. Gene Ontology annotation, biological process: carbohydrate metabolic process. Bases 1 to 1188 code for a protein of 395 amino acids. Gene Ontology annotation, molecular function: polygalacturonase activity.